Messenger RNA from Oncorhynchus masou masou (cherry salmon), 9362 nucleotides. RefSeq names its product son of sevenless homolog 2-like. Gene Ontology annotation, cellular component: plasma membrane. Lineage: Eukaryota; Metazoa; Chordata; Actinopteri; Salmoniformes; Salmonidae. The coding region runs from base 1027 to 5058 and encodes 1343 amino acids. Gene Ontology annotation, molecular function: protein heterodimerization activity; guanyl-nucleotide exchange factor activity. Gene Ontology annotation, biological process: Ras protein signal transduction; positive regulation of GTPase activity. The record is from RefSeq and is a predicted model, not a curated record. The transcript is spliced from 21 exons.
CCUGUGCUUUUACGCAAACGCACUAACUGUCUACGCAGGACGCCAAGUGAAGGGCCGAGAUUCAACGAUUACCACACAUCAACAAGCGCUUCUUGUGUCGCUGGACACUGGCUAAAAAUGCAUCGGACUAUUCAAGUGGGAUUGUUCUGCGUCUGCGAGAAUAACCAACGCUUGAAAAAUGACGAGUUAUAAACUAAGAAGAAGUCUCUCAUCUUUGGAAUUGAAUGAAGAGUCUUGUGCCACAACGCAACUCGAAGUGCACCACCAAGGCCAUGAUAGAGGCAGCUUUUUACAUACAGAUGUGUUGUCAGUCUCUAGCUACCGUAAUAAUAUCUAUCAAACUUUUUAAAAAGUUACAAUAGUCAUACUAGCUAUACGUUUAGUCAUGACAUCUAACUGAAAUAUGUAGCUAGCUGGCUAGCUAUAUGUUUAUUUUUGGUAGCUAGCUAGCUCAGAUAGCAUAGAGCUAGCCAGUUAGCGUAGCUAGCUGACGAACUUGUUUUUUUAAAUAGCGCUCGAGCUAGCUAACGGUAGCUAAUCAGCUAGCCAGUUGGCGUAGCUAGCUGACGAACUUGUUUUUUUAAAUAGCGCUCGAGCUAGUUAACGGUAGCUAAUCAGCUAGCUCAGAGAGCAUAUAGCUAGCUAACGGUAGCUAAUCAGCUAGUUCAUAUAGCAUCCUGGUUAGUAAAUGAGACCAUUUAACGGUUGGAGUUGCUAGCCAGUUAGCGAACUACAGUAACACUUUUUUCUUGUGUCAAAUCUGACAACCACUUUCUAGCUAACUAAUGUUAGCCCGUAGGCUUUUCACUUUUUAACUGUGUUAACUUACCAAUAACGUUAGCUAACGGUAAUAUAUAUACAUUUUUUGUUUGUUUUUAAUUUCUAAAUAGUUAACAUUACCUUACCCGACUAGGUGUAUGGUGUAGCUAGCUAGCUGACUUUUCCACCGUGCCUGGACUGACCGAACCCCACCAGGACAAGCCGGGGCCGAUGCUGACGGUCCGGAUCACGGCAACGUAAGGAGCCAUGCAGCCGCAGCAAAUAUACGACUUUUCAAGUGACGAGAACAGUCACAAAUGGCGAGGCCUCUUCGUGCAAGCGUUGCGAAAGGUGCAGCUGCAGGUGCAUCCCACCCUGUCAGCCAAGGAGGGAGCUCUGGAGCACAUCGAAGAGCUGAUCCUGCAGCUCCUCAACAUGCUGUGUGUGGCCCAGCCGCGCUCUGUGCAGGACGUGGAGGAGCGAGUCCAGAAGACCUUCCCCCACCCCAUAGAUAAAUGGGCCAUAGCUGACGCCCAGUCGGCCAUCGAGAAGAGGAAGAGGAGGAACCCCCUACUGCUCCCUGUGGAUAAGAUACACCCUCUACUCAAGGAGGUGCUGGGUUAUAAGAUAGACUACCACGUCUGCCUGUACAUCGUGGCGGUUCUAGAGUACAUAUCAGCUGACAUCCUGAAGCUAGCAGGAAACUACGUUGGUAACAUCAGACACUAUGAGAUCAGCCAGCAAGACAUCAAGGUGUCCAUGUGUGCAGACAAGGUCCUAAUGGACAUGUUUGACCAGGACGAGGACAUCGGUCUGGUGUCUCAGUGUACGGAGGAGCCGUCGUCGUCCGGAGAGCUGACCUACGACGACCUGGUGCGCCUGGAGAUUGCAGAGGAGCGCCAGUACCUGCGGGAGCUCGACCUCAUCAUCAAGGUGUUCCGACAUCACUUCCUGUUCAACAACAAGAUCUUCACGCCUCAGGAUGUUGAAGUUAUCUUCAGCAACAUUUCGGACAUUCAUGAGCUGACGGUCAAACUUCUGGGGCUGAUAGAGGACGCAGUGGAGAUGACCGCUGACACGAGCCCUCAUCCUCUGGUGGGCAGCUGCUUCGAGGACCUGGCAGAGGAGCAGGCGUUUGAUCCGUAUGAGACCCUAUCUCAGGACAUCCUGUCCAGACAGUUCCACGAGCACUUCAGCAGCCUGAUGGCCCGGCCUACUGUAGGACUAUACUUCCAGUCCAUAGCUGAAGGUUUCAAGGAGGCGGUUCAGUACGUCCUGCCACAGCUCAUGAUGGUUCCUGUAUACCACUGUUUGCACUACUUUGAACUACUGCAACAGCUGCAGGAGCACAGUGAGGAGCAGGACGACCGAGAGGGUCUGAAGCAGGCCAUCACUGCUCUGCUCAACCUCCAGUGUAGCGUGGAACGCAUCUACACCAAACACCUGCCUCGACGCAAGCCUGGCGAGCCCAUGUACCGUCUGUACAGCCGCCAGGUGCGCAGCAAGCAGCUGGCCAUCAAGAGGAUGAACGAGAUCCAGAAGAGCAUCGACGGCUGGGAGGGGAAGGACAUCGGCCAGUGCUGUUCCGAGUUCAUCCUGGAGGGGGCUCUCCUCCGCGCCGGCGCCAAACACGAGCGACACAACUUCCUGUUCGACGGCCUCAUGAUCAGCUGCAAGGCCAAUCAGAGCUCCCGACUCCCCGGUUCUGGAAGCGGGGCCGAGUUCCGUCUCAAGGAGAAGUUCGUCCUGCGGAAAGUCCGCAUCGUGGACCGCGAGGACUCGGCGGAGUUAAAACACGCCUUCGAACUCGUCGGUAAAGACGAGAACUGUGUGGUGUUCUGCGCCCGCUCGGCGGAGGACAAGGGGGCGUGGAUGGCGGCGCUGGUCACCCUGCAGUACCGCUCCACACUGGACCGUAUGCUAGACACUGUCCUACAGCAUGAGGAGCAGGCCCAGCCCCUCCGCCUGCCCUCCCCCGAGCUUUACCGUUUCGCUGUGCACGACUCCGAGGAGAACAUCGUGUUUGAGGACAGCGUCCAGAGCAAGACGGGGAUACCCAUUAUUAAGGCUGGGACGGUGGUCAAGCUUAUAGAGAGGCUAACAUACCACAUGUACGCUGAUCCCAACUUUGUACGCACCUUUCUGACCACCUACCGGUCAUUCUGCAAGCCCCAGGAGCUCCUGAGGCUGUUGAUAGACAGGAUUGAGAUCCCUGAGCCAGAGCCCACAGAGGCAGACAAACAGGCUCUAUGGAAUGGGGAUCAGCCAAUGGCUGCAGAGCUACAGAGGUUCCGCAGGGAGUACGUCCAACCCGUCCAACUCAGGGUUCUGAAUGUGUUUCGUCAGUGGGUGGAACAUCAUUUUUAUGACUUUGAGAACGACCCCGAGCUACGAGGCAAACUGGAGGAGUACAUCAGCAGCAUUCUACAACUCCGAGGAAAGUCAAUGAGAAAGUGGGUGGAGUCCAUCAACAAGAUCAUCAAGAGGAAGAUGCAGACUCAGUCCAACGGGGUCAGCCACAACAUCACCUUCGAGAGCCCGCCCCCGCCCAUCGAGUGGCACAUCAGCCGCCUGGGUCAGACGGACACCUUUGACCUCAUGACCCUUCACCCCAUAGAGAUCGCCCGCCAGCUCACUCUUCUGGAGUCUGAACUGUACAGGGCUGUGAGGCCGUCUGAGCUGGUGGGGAGUGUGUGGACUAAAGAGGACAAGGAGAACAACUCUCCCAACCUGCUGAGGAUGAUCCGUCACACCACUAACCUCACGCUGUGGUUCGAGAAGUGUAUUGUGGAAGCAGAGAACCUGGAUGAGAGAGUAGCUGUGUUAACGCGGGUCAUUGAGAUCCUGCAGGUGUUUCAGGAGCUCAACAACUUCAAUGGUGUUCUGGAGGUGGUCUCUGCCAUCAACUCUGUCCCCGUCUACCGGCUCGACCACACCUUCGAGGCGGUCCCCGAGAGGAAGAAGAGGAUCCUAGAGGAAGCAGUGGAACUGAGCCAGGACCAUUUCAAGAAGUACCUGGCCAAGCUCAAGUCCAUUAACCCGCCCUGCGUGCCUUUCUUUGGUAUCUACCUGACCAACAUCCUGAAGACAGAGGAGGGGAACCCCGACUUCCUGAAGAGACACGGCAAAGAGCUGAUCAACUUCAGUAAGAGGAGGAAAGUAGCCGAAAUCACAGGAGAGAUCCAGCAGUACCAGAACCAGCCGUACUGUCUGAAGGUGCAGCAGGACAUCAAGAGGUUUUUUGAGAACCUGAACCCGAUGGGCAGUCUGGGUGAGAAGGAGUUCUCUGACUAUCUGUUCAACAAGUCUCAGGAGAUAGAGCCUCGCAACUGCAAGCAGCCGCCACGAUUCCCCAGGAAGACCCUGUACCCCCUGAAGUCCCCGGGGAUUCGGCCGGUGCGUACCUCUACGUCAGGGACCCUGAAGGGCCACCCCGUACCCCUGGAGAGAGAGCCCCCGCACAAGAUCACCUUCAGGAGCAUCGCUGAGACAGAGCAUGAGACCUCUUCCAUAGCCUCGGUCCCCACCUCACCCAGCACCCCUACGCCCCCACAGUCUGCCUGCUCAGACCUCAGCUCUGUCUUCAUGGAACCAGAUCUCUAUAGUGUUUAUGGUGGCUCAACUUCUCUAUGUGGCCAUUUUAUAUCAGGUGGAAACUCCAUGUUCUGUUCUGUUCUCCUCCCGCCCUCAAAGUUCCACUCAGUGUCUUGUGGAAGCCUUCACCAGCUAGGAGAGGAGUUACUGAAGCCCCCUCCACUUCCCCCUCGCAGGAAGGAUGCUUUCUCUGAGACCAAGUUGAGUUCCAGGUCCAAAGGUCCCCCAGCCAUCCCCCCCAGACUGCCCCCUCCUCUCCCCAGGGUCCAGCCCCGCACCCCAGUCUACAACGGCCCCAGCGACGGCCCCCUCCCCAGCCCCCCACCUCCACCCCCCCGGGACCCCCAGCCAGACACCCCUCCCCCCGUCCCCCAGAAGCCACCAGAGAUCUUCAUUAACUACCCCCCGAACAUCCAACCCUCCCCCGUCAGCCGCUUCCACUGGGAUUUUGGCAGUUCCCCCUCCUCCCCUGGAACGCCCCCGGGUUCCCCCUCGCCCCGCGUCCCCCGACGGAGCUGCCUGCUCAGCGCCAGCCAGAACAGUCUCUGCCCGCUCCCCCUGCCCAUCAUGGCCCCACCUGUACCUCCCCGCCACAACUCAUCCUCCCAGCUCCCCAAACUUCCACCAAAGACCUACAAGAGGGAGCUGUUGUCACCCCCUUUACAGAGCCUCUCAUUGGUGGAGAGCACAGAGGGUAGCCAAUGAGGAGCCUCCUUGCUUCUUUUGUUUCCUUAUCAUCAUGGCUGCUGCUCCACACAAUACAAACUGUAUCAUACUAUGACCUCAUGACACAGAGCGAUUUAAAAACAAACUAAUCAGGAUUUUUUUUCUAAAGCUACUGAUCGUAACAAAGACUCCAAAACCCCUCCCACUCAUCUCCUACAUUGACCAAUCACAACACGGCCACUCCUCUCAGGGUAUCAGUAGCCCCACCUUCAUUUCAAGCCCUCUGUGCCAAUGGGAAAUCCACACCAGUGUGCCAGCCAAUGAACAAGGAGCCCCAAGACACUGACUCAAACUCCUCCUCCUCUGUGGGUGUGCAGUACACGUCACACACCUGUACACAACAUUGACUCUGUCAUUUUCUUCAUAUAGAUAUUCCACUCUGUACUGGAGUGGACAGGACAGUAUGCCAUAGUCCAGCAGUAACUCUCCUACCCCCAAAAGUGACACUGUGCUGAACCCAGAAAGGAGAGUCCUCCUCAGCCUGUCCUGGUGGUUGGGGACUAUACAGACCACCAUGACACUUCCAUCGGCAUGGACAGCUCCUCUCACUGACAACGCUUUGUGUGGAUCUAUGGGCAUUGUCGCGUUGGCACACGGUCGUGUUGCGAACGCCAUUCACUGGUUCACCCCAGGAGUCUGUCCUCCUUACCUGUGGUUCCGGACGGACGGACGGACGGACGGACGGACUCCACUCUGGACCGUACAAGACCUCAAUGCUCUUUUAUCAUCGAACUAAUCAAACACACAUUUACUGUGGUUCUGUCUGGAACAAGCACGAGGAUCAUCAAAGUGUUGGAAGUUCUCCUCGUGAGGCUCCUCCCAUCACCUUUUAGUGACCAGUCCUAUGUUCUGCAGGGGGUCAUAUAAGGGAUUCAUGUUUUGAGGAAUGACUAACUAAAAAUGGACUGUGGAUAUUUCCAUCCAGUCGUUCAGACAUUACCAACCUGAUCGUUGUCACACUGAAAUCCUUCCCCUCCUUUUUUUUUUCUGUUGGUCUCUACUGUGCACUGAACUGAGUAGAGCUGUGACUGUAAUGGGUGUGAGCUCAGCGGUAUUCACAGGGCUGUGUUACUGUGUGGUACAGGAGGAUCAUAUAGCCCUGGACAUGGGGUCCUUGCUGUAGUUGGUAGCUACAUCCAGCCCUGCUGGUCCUAGAAUUACCCUCCAUUUCAGAUGUUGCCUUUGACCCCACAGCACUGACCUCUGUGGGCCUCUGCUAGAGGGACGGGUGGUGUGUGUUCGCUCCACCCUCUGCUAGAGGGACGGGUGGUGUGUGUUCGCUCCACCCUCUGCUAGAGGGACAGGCGGUGUGUGUUCGCUCCACCCUCUGCUAGAGGGACGGGUGGUGUGUGUUCGCUCCACCCUCUGCUAGAGGGACGGGCGGUGUGUGUUCGCUCCACCCUCUGCUAGAGGGACAGGCGGUGUGUGUUCGCUCCACUUGCACAUAAAGCUUGGUCAACGUUUGUUAUCUACCCUUUUUUUAGUCAUAUGAUGGAUAUCAAAGAGCUCGGAAAAGGAUUUGACGACAACCUUUAUCUCUUCUCCUCUGAGAUAUCUCUUCUCUGCCCUCUCUGCCUAUCUCUUCUCUUCUGCCCUCUCUCUUCUCUUCUGCCCUCUCUCUUCUCUUCUGCCCUCUCUCUUCUCUUCUGCCCUCUCUCUUCUCCUCUGCCCUCUCUCUUCUCCUCUGCCCUCUCUCUUCUCCUCUGCCCUCUCUCUUCUCCUCUGCCCUCUCUCUUCUCCUCUGCCCUCUCUCUUCUCCUCUGCCCUCUCUCUUCUCCUCUGCCCUCUCCACUCUCUCUUCUCCUCUGCCCUCUCCACUCUCUCUUCUCCUCUGCCCUCUCCACUCUCUCUUCUCCUCUGCCCUCACCACUCUCUCUUCUCCUCUGCCCUCACCACUCUCUUCUCCUCUGCCCUCACCACUCUCUCUUCUCCUCUGCCCUCACCACUCUCUCUUCUCCUCUGAGACAUCUCCACUCUCUCUUCUCCUCUGAGACAUCUCCACUCUCUCUUCUCCUCUGAGAUAUCUCCACUCUCUCUUCUCCUCUGAGAUAUCUCCACUCUCUCUUCUCCUCUGAGAUAUCUCCACUCUCUCUUCUCCUCUGAGAUAUCUCCACUCUCUCUUCUCCUCUGCCCUCUCUCUUCUCCUCUGCCCUCUCCACUCUCUCUUCUCCUCUGCCCUCUCCACUCUCUCUCCUCCUCUGCCAGUGAUGUGGUGACAACAGCGGCCAGACCUUUAUCUGUCCAGGGAAGCGAGCAGAUUGCAACAUGCUAAUGUGAGGCUCCGUUAGCUGUUACAUGUUAGUUACUGUUUGGUGUAGUACAGAUCGACCAGCCUUAACUUGUCCAUACUUCCCUCAAUUGCUGAUUUGGAAGACAACCAAUGUCCUCUAAAUGUCCUUGUCUAGUUGCAGGGGGUUUGUUUGAAUUUUAGAAAAUGCAGCGUAAUUAAAAAAUAAAAUAAUAAUUGCUCCAUGAAGUAAAUCCAACAUUGUGUAUGCCGCCAUCUUGUCAAUUUAAAAUAAAGGAAUAUUUUCUAAAUUUGAGUUCUGAGCAAUUAAAUGCUGCAGGGGUGGGGGGGGGGGUCAAACAGGAAAUUGACUGAGUUCUGUUCAAUUCCAUUUUGUUCCGUUUUUUUUUUCUGUGACCUCAAUGCAGAGUUCCUCCUUGAGAGAAGUCAGAUCAAGCCCGAACUGUGAGAUGUCGAAAGGGAGUUGUAGUUUCCAACAAACCAAUAUUCUACGUAGUAAAACGUAGUAAUAAACUACAAUUCCCAUAAUCCACUGCACGCCUACUUGUCUGGUCUGUUGGGCAGACCAGAGAGCGAAAGGAGACGUAGUUCAAUCCGAGGGAUUGAGAACAGCUGCUUCGUGAGGUAUCUCUACCUGAAACUACCUGAUCUCAGUGAUUGAUAGUUGGCAUUACUCGUUCUUCCUUUGAAGAACGAGUAAAAUAGUGAUCAGACAGCAGCUUUAUAGACAUGAGAUGAGGCUUGAAAUGGUCAUCAAACAAAACCAAUGUAUGCUAACAUAAGCAACUUUACUACAGUAAUGUGAAUAGACGCUGGUUAAUCAGUAAUGGGCAUUCACUACCAUCAAGGGACUUGUAUUAAUUAUUCUGUGUUUUCACAUAAUGCAUUUAAUGUUUGUUUUUUUUUUUUUAAGAUGGAAACUGAAAAGAAAUGUGAUUGAAAAAUAUAUAUUUAUAUAAUUGUACAAAAACCGAACCGACCUCGAACACACAGCUCAGCACUACUAUUCAAACGAACCCCCUGCAACUACACAUGGACGUUUCAAACACAUUGAUUGGUUGUGUCAAGUUAAGGUUGGUCGUACAUUCUCUGUGCUCAGCCAAUCAGUACCUACCUAAUAAUAACACACAUCAGCCAGCUGGAACAGAGUAAUGGUCUGACCAGGGGAUCUCUCCAGAGGAUGAGACCUACCUGAAUUUGUCCAAUAGAAACUCUUGUUUCAUAAUGUUGCAUAAGGUUUUCUGUUGCAAGGUUGUUGUUGUGUUUUGCUAAUGAAUACAUCCCUAAAAAGUCAAGAUGAUGUCUUAAAUGAAACGAAUCACCCCAAGUUAAAAAUGUGUCCUAUCUGCCCAACACUACAGACUUGUUAGUACCAUCAUCCCCAGUUACUGUACCAGCCUUCUGGUUGUGUAUGGAAAUUCAGCAUUGGAGGCAUCACACGUAGCAACCCCACCAAAGCCUGGGACAAACUGGGAAUUGGCUCCAGAGCUCCCCCAGUGGACAAACUGGGAAUUGGCUCCACAGCUCCCCCAGUGGACAAACGGGGAAUUGGCUCUACAGCUCCCCCAGUGGACAAACGGGGAAUUGGCUCCACAGCUCCCCCAGUGGACAAACGGGGAAUUGGCGCCACAGCUCCCCCAGUGGACAAACGGGGAAUUGGCGCCACAGCUCCCCCAGUGGACAAACUGUGAAUUGGCGCCACAGCUCCCCCAGUGGCUGUUUGAGAUAUCUAUUCACAGAGAGGGGAGCCUGCUUCUGUUAGCAAGAGGUCCUUGUCCUCUCAAAAAAUACCUUUUUAAUUUGAAGACUGAACCAACACAUGCAUCAUGCUCGGAUGUGCCUUUUUAAUUUAGUUUUCUAUUUUACAGAGUAGAGGCAAAAGGUGUCUAAUGCUAUUAAAAAAAAAAACCUGAAAGGACAAACUAAACACGGUUUCCUAUGUAAUGCUUAGAACAAAGGCUAUACACUAGAAAAACUGUACACGCUUGUGGAUGCUGUGUAUGUAUACACUAACUAAAUAAUUUGCAUAAAGUGA